Molecule: messenger RNA, 1202 nt
Organism: Momordica charantia (bitter melon)
Lineage: Eukaryota; Viridiplantae; Streptophyta; Magnoliopsida; Cucurbitales; Cucurbitaceae
Product: O-methyltransferase 1, chloroplastic
Biological process (GO): methylation
Molecular function (GO): methyltransferase activity
Source: RefSeq, a predicted model, not a curated record
CUUAACGUUCUUCCUAGAGAGAAAUGGUCGCAUAGUCGAUGACGGAACGAUUGGCAAUUGCAUUGGCGCCUCUCUAAACCAUCAUCAUUGAAAUCUCUCGUUACAUACGUCCAUGGCUUUCACGGGGAGCUUUUCGAGAGCGGGCAUGCUUUCGCCGCAGACUCUGGUAUUUCGCUCGCCAUCACCACGCACCAAGAACCAAAUUGGCGUUCUCAGAGCGCAUCUGAGUGAAGACGAUGACCCUUUGUUCCUCAGUGCCAAAGAAGCUGCGGCUCUCCGUGUCAUUGAGUCCCACCGACCGGAUCCCCUCUUUGUUGAUCAAUAUGCUGGCUGUUUGGUUUCUCCUAAUCUUCAGAUGGAGCAAUGCUCUCACCACUAUUGUGUUGCAACUAAGUUCUUAGAUGAUAAGUUACUUCAGAAAGUAAAACAUAUUAAUGAUGUUAAGCAGGUUGUGUUGCUAACAGAUGGAAUGGAUACUAGACCAUAUAGGCUUCAUUGGCCCACAUCGACAAUAAUAUUUGACAUAUCCCCAGACAACGUUUUCAAAAGAGCAGCUCAAGAUCUGCAAGGAAAUGGGGCUAAGAUUCCAAGAGGCAACUUUUUCUGUCAUGUCCCAUUCGAGUCCCAAAAUAUACAGCAAGAACUUUGCACUAGAGGUUUCCAAGGAGACCAACCGAGUAUAUGGGCAAUGCAGGGACUGCCUAUUAAGACUUUGGUAGAUUUUGAAGAUAUUAUGUUCAUUGUUAGUAGCAUGGCUAUGAAAGGAAGCCUUUUCUUGGGUGAAUUACCUUCUUGGUUGGCUGAAACUGAAAUUAGGUCCAUGUCUAGUACAAGUACUGCGAAGUGGAUGGACAAAAUUUUUAUGAGCAAUGGGUUUCGGGUGAAAACAAUCGUCCUCGAGGAAGUUGCAAGGAGAUUAGGCAAGGAAUUGAGAUCGGGACCCUAUAAGAAUAUUCCAUUUGUUGCAGAACAAUUACGUUUUUCGGACGACCAGAUGGAAACUUGGAGGAAGGAAUAUGAGAGGAUUGAAGACGGAGCAGAUGAAGAAGGGUUUGAAGAACUUUGAUUUUGUUCAUAAAAUUAGCAAUUUUAAUUUUGUUGUUUCAUUUUUGCUCGUAAUUCCCAAUUGUAAAUAUUUACAGUCCAUUCCAUAAUCCGGUUUAAAUGUGCAAAUCUAGAAGACGACAAAAAAAAAAGUGAUA